Cuscuta campestris is the source of this 1605-nucleotide messenger RNA. NCBI's taxonomy places the organism in Eukaryota, Viridiplantae, Streptophyta, Magnoliopsida, Solanales, Convolvulaceae. The record is from the annotation of a GenBank genome assembly.
UAUCAUCCAUACAAGUUCAUGAUUUUUCCCCAAGCCAGUUAGUUCUAAAGAUCCAAAUACCUCCUCUCUUUUCUUUUCUUCUUUUGACCAAAAUGGGAAUUCUCAGCCAGAAGAAGGAAGUGCCCUUCAUCAUGAUGGCCACCAUCAUAUACCUUUCUUUCAGCACUCUAUUAUUAUUAGAAGUAGAAGCAUGCCAUCCAGUAGACCUAGAGGCCCUACUGGACUUGAAGAAGAGCAUCACAGAGGAUCCCAACCAGAUGCUCCGGACAUGGACACCCUCCACAGAGUGCUGCGACUCGUGGGAGGGAGUCAGCUGCGACUUACAGCAAAUGGCGCGGGUCAAAGCAGUGACGCUCAUAGGUCUGUACCUGGACAAGCCUAUGUCCGGGACCAUCCCGCCAUCGAUAGGAAACCUGUCUUCCCUCGUUCAGCUCGACCUCACAGGGCUCAAGAACCUGUCGGGUCCCAUCCCGGAUUCCAUUUGCAGGCUCACGAAGCUCCAGUAUCUUGACUUGCAGGGGAACCGAUUCAGCGGAAGAAUCCCAAGCUCUAUUGGGAAUCUUCAAGAACUAAUCUGGUUAAGGCUGAAUGGGAACAGAUUGACUGGCCCUAUUCCUCCAUCAAUAUCAAACUUGAGCUCACUGGGGGUCCUUGAUUUGUCGUGGAAUGCGCUCACGGGGACGAUCCCAACGCCCAUUGGAAACUCCACAGAGAGGCUAACACAACUGAAUCUUAGCAACAACAAUCUGACAGGGAAUCUGCCGGAAUCUAUUGGCCAUCACCCAAACCUCUUCGCUCUAAACCUCAGCAAUAAUCACUUCACGGGAGAAAUCCCAGAGAGUUUCGGAGAUCUUCAAGGACUCAUAAGUUUGGAUCUGUCAAGAAACCAACUCGGAGGCAAAAUCCCUAGCCAACUGGGAAACCUGAAAAAAUUACAAGCUCUUACCCUCUCAUUCAAUGGAAUCAAUGGAGAGAUCCAUUCUUCCAUUGGUAACAUGACCGACUUAUCCUACCUCGACCUAUCAAACAAUCAGUUAGGAGGGAGGAUUCCAAAAUCUCUUGGGAAUUUUAAAUGGUUGAGGACGAUAAUGCUUUCAGGCAACAAGUUCAGCGGUACAAUACCAGAGGAGGUGAUAAAUAUUGAAUCUCUAGAAGUGUUUGAUGUUUCUAGAAAUAGAUUGAGUGGGGAAAUCCCUGCCCACAAAGCAAAUAUUUCCAAGGAAGCGUUUUUGGGGAACCCUGGCUUGUGUGGGUCUCCUCUUCCUCCUUGCAAACUCUAAUGGCUUUGUUUGUUAGUUAGGGCCUAUGGGAUAGAAAUAAUGAGGAAAGAGUUAGAAGGGAAGAGUGUGAGAUAAUGAGAAAAGUAGUAGUGGCAGUAGUAGCAAAUUAGCAAUAAAAUAUUAUAGGAGAAAAGAAUUGGAUUUUCGUGUAUUGUUUCCAUUGGAAGAACAUUUUAAAGUAAUAUUUUAAUAAUAUCUCUCACAUUUGUUUGAUUUUCAUAAACACACCCUCCCUAGACCUCUUGUGGGAUUCAAGUGGGUUGUUGUUGUUGUUAUAAAAAUAAUAGCUCUCACAUAGUUUUUCUAAUAAUCUACUAUGAUUUUC